AUGACGACCAACCUCCGUACCCAGAAGCGCCUUGCGGCGUCCGUUGUCGGCUGUGGUAAACGCAAGAUCUGGCUUGACCCUAACGAAGUCAGCGAAAUCGCCAAUGCCAACUCUCGCCAGACGAUCCGAAAGCUGGUCAGCGAUGGCCUUAUCAUCCGCAAGCCCGUCGCGAUGCACUCUAGAGCCCGUGCCCGAGAACUGAACGCUGCACGAAGAAUCGGUAGACACAGAGGUUUCGGUAAGAGAAAGGGUACAAAGGACGCCAGAAUGCCAAGCCAAGUCCUAUGGAUGAGACGUCUCCGUGUCCUUCGACGCCUCUUGGCCAAAUACCGUGCAGCCGGCAAAAUCGAUAAGCACCUUUAUCACGAGCUCUACCAUCUGAGUAAGGGUAACACCUUCAAGCACAAGCGUGCGUUGGUUGAACACAUCCACAAGGCCAAGGCUGAGAAGCAACGUGAGAGAAUCCUCAAGGAAGAAAUGGAUGCCAAGCGUGCAAAGACCAAGGCUGCCCGCGAGAGACGACAAGAGAGAAUCCAAACCAAGCGAAAUGCUCUUGCUGGUGAGCAGGAGGCCGAGGAGGAGAAGUAA
Messenger RNA from Exophiala spinifera, 588 nucleotides. RefSeq lists its product as uncharacterized. Gene Ontology annotation, biological process: translation. Gene Ontology annotation, molecular function: structural constituent of ribosome; RNA binding. Gene Ontology annotation, cellular component: cytosolic large ribosomal subunit; ribosome. The record is from RefSeq and is a predicted model, not a curated record. The transcript has 4 exons. Lineage: Eukaryota; Fungi; Ascomycota; Eurotiomycetes; Chaetothyriales; Herpotrichiellaceae. Bases 1 to 588 code for a protein of 195 amino acids.